Anoplopoma fimbria (sablefish) is the source of this 2006-nucleotide messenger RNA. RefSeq names its product solute carrier family 7 member 6 opposite strand (gene slc7a6os). The transcript is spliced from 6 exons. The record is from RefSeq and is a predicted model, not a curated record. NCBI's taxonomy places the organism in Eukaryota, Metazoa, Chordata, Actinopteri, Perciformes, Anoplopomatidae. The coding region runs from base 67 to 1059 and encodes 330 amino acids. Gene Ontology annotation, biological process: developmental process.
UAAAGGCGGAGCUGUCCGCUGUGCCUCCUCCCUGCGUCAGACACACGGCCCAGACAGACGGACAACAUGGACCCGAACACGACGAUCCUGCGGGUCAAGAGGAAACGCGGGACCGACCCCGCGGACGCGCUGCUGCUCGCCUGUAAACGCAUCCGGCCGGAGACGUCGCAGGUCUCGGGCGACCCGGUGCCGGAGCCCAGCGAGGCCCAGGUGGAAAACUCUGUCUUCAAACUCGUGGCGACUGUGGCGACUCAGGAUGCUCCGGUGCAGACCCAGGUGCGACAGGCUCUGGCUCGGCCUCGCUUGGCCCACGCACUGCGCCCCUCUGCGGCCAGUUCUCAGCGGAUCUCGGGGGACCUGCGCAGCAGCAAGUGGAGCACCCGACGGGAGGAGCGCUACAGGAUACUGUCCAGCCACCGUGCAGGCCUGGCGGCCCCGGCCGAGCAGCCCAGCCUGGACACAGACGCCUCAGAGAGCGCAGGGGAAUCCGGGGAAGAGAAGGACACAUGUCUGGGUCUUGGAGCAUUCCAGGUGGUUGAUCUCGUCCAUGAGGAUGUAGAGGACAAGGACAAAAACAAGACGGUGUCCUCAGACCCGGAAAUGAUCCUGUGCAACAGCACCAAGAUGCUGCGGGAGCGCCUGAGCAUAACCGGAGAGAGGCAGGGGGAGCAGCACCGGGAGCAGGAAGAUGACUACGUCUACGACCUUUACUAUCAGGAGACGGUCACGCCCGGCUGGAUCCAGGAUAUCCUGUCCGUCAGGGCCUAUGCCGACGAGGGAGAACUGGUGCCGGACCUUGUGGUUCAUGAAGAGGAGGUUUAUGAAGACGAUGAUGAUGAGAACGAGGAAGGCAACUGGAGGAAUGACUACCCUGAUGAGGAGAGUGAUGCAGACAGCGAUAGAGAGGAGCGCUACGCUGGUUACUUGGAGGAGGAGCACUCGUACAGCCGGAGGAGCUGGGGCCUCUACCAGACAGAAGUGCUGCAUGAGCUGGGCCCCCGCGGGGACGCUGACAAUGAUGACGAGGAUGAUGACGGAGACAAAUACAAUUCCGAUUGAUCCGUCCGUUUAACCCAAAGCUGUCAGUGGAUCUUCCCAAUGCCCCCUCCACUGAUGACACCAUUCUCCAUAGACCUCUGUGUGGGCGGGAGUGAAGGCACAACAACUGCUAGAAAGGCACAUAAGUGAAAUCCCGUUUUUAAAGUGUAGCAACUAAUCAGAUUUAAGGAAUGUCAAUUUGAAUUGACCCAGAACGUCCUGUCCUUUUUUAAAGGAACAUUUCCCCCCAAAAUAACCAUUUACAUAUCAACUACUCGCAUCGCAUUACCUUUUAAUUCUUGAGGAAAAACUUAACAUGAAACAAAGUUUCCUCAAGAAUUCAAUGGUGAUUUUUGUGGGUGAAGCAUUCCUUUAAGUCAACACUAAAAAAACAAUAUACAUAAAAGAUCAUUUUUACAUGGGAAUGUAUUCAAAAUGUCUGCCACAAAGGUUGUCAACCACUAAUUGUUCAUGAAACUGCAUACAUAUAUCAGUAUACAUCCCUUUCUCUCCCACACAGACGGUGAAGGAGUAGGGGUUAUUUCCAGAAAGAUCCAGAGUGUCUUUUUUUUUUUUUUUUUUUUAUUGUGGUGGAGUGAAUUUGUGUGUGGGUGUCUGUUCAAUGUGGACGUGCGUUUAAAAAAAAAAAAUGUUGCACAUUAGCGUGGUAUGCCUUGUAUGCUUUGUGCUGUUAACACUUCUGUCAGUGAGACGUCUCGGGCUGCGCCUGUUUGCAAUUUAGGCUGCAUUUUGUGCAUGGUAGUGUGUGUGCGUGCGCGUGUGCGUGUGUAGGUAUAAUUGUGUGUGUUAGGUUUUUGGCACAAUGUGAAAGCGUGACGCAUUAUGUUUUUGUUGUGGGUGUGCGAGUUUGGUCUCCCCUUUGAAGUUCUUGGAUGCUUGGUGAAUUAAACUUUUUGUAAAUAUGUAGAUGUGUAUAAAAAGAAAGCUUUCAAAAUAAACUUUAAAUA